AUGGCGUUACAGCAGGUCAGAGCUGUGAUGAACUGGUUGAAGAUGGAGAGUUUUGUUCUGUCUGCAAACCUUCAUGGAGGAGCUAUGGUGGCCAGUUACCCAUACGACAACAGCAACGGGGGCAGCGAGCUGGUGAGCGGGGCCAGCGUCUCCCCUGACGACGACGUGUUCGUCCACCUCGCCAAGGUUUACUCCCACAACCACGCCUCCAUGCACAACGGUGGCCGCUGCGACGACACCAGACCGUUCAUGGACGGUAUCACCAACGGUUACCAGUGGUACCCUCUGUCAGGUGGGAUGCAGGACUAUAACUAUGUGUGGGCUCAGUGUUUGGAGUUGACUCUGGAAGUUUCCUGCUGCAAGUUUCCUCCAGCCAAAGAACUUCCUGCUCUGUGGACGGACAACAGGAAGUCUCUGCUGUCCUACAUCCAGCAGGUCCACCUGGGGGUCAAGGGUCGUGUGCUCGAUGGCUCUGGAGUGCCGGUGCAGAACGCAGUGGUUGAGGUCAAAGGUCGCAGUAAUAUGUGUCCGUUCAGAACCGACCGACACGGAGAAUAUUACAGACUGCUGCUGCCUGGAAACUACAGCUUCACGGUGACGUAUCCGGGUCACAAGGUCUUAACGGAGACCCUAACCGUCCCGUACGGUCCCGAUAAAUACUCGGCCCUGAAACACGACUUCCUGCUACGAAGCAUCGCCACGACACCGGCGCCACCCCGGACUCACCCACCUCGGCUCGCCCCACCACCACCUGUAACCACACCUUACACCUGGAGGGGGGCGGGGCUUCUGUCGCCGGGCCCACCUGGGCGGCGCUGAGCCUGGCGGCGGGACUCCGAUUCCUGAUCGACUGAAGGAGGACGCGGGUUCGAUUCCCGCUGCGACACCCGACCCGAGUGUCUCUUAGCAACACUGAACUACAUCA
Messenger RNA from Scomber japonicus (chub mackerel), 925 nucleotides. RefSeq names its product carboxypeptidase M (gene cpm). Gene Ontology annotation, cellular component: cell surface. Lineage: Eukaryota; Metazoa; Chordata; Actinopteri; Scombriformes; Scombridae. Gene Ontology annotation, molecular function: metallocarboxypeptidase activity; zinc ion binding. The record is from RefSeq and is a predicted model, not a curated record. Gene Ontology annotation, biological process: proteolysis.